Messenger RNA from Monodelphis domestica (gray short-tailed opossum), 5386 nucleotides. RefSeq names its product Fas apoptotic inhibitory molecule 2 (gene FAIM2). Gene Ontology annotation, biological process: negative regulation of apoptotic signaling pathway. The record is from RefSeq and is a predicted model, not a curated record. Gene Ontology annotation, cellular component: membrane; endoplasmic reticulum; Golgi apparatus. Lineage: Eukaryota; Metazoa; Chordata; Mammalia; Didelphimorphia; Didelphidae.
CCUCUACCCUUAGCAGCUCCCCUCCAUUCCACCCCCGCCUCCACUUGGGCUGCUCUGAUGUCUGGUGCUUCUCCCCCCCUUGAAGGGCGGUGAGGGAUGGAGCGGGUAGACCGCAUCAUUCUGAAUAUCGGGGGGGACAAACAUCACUCUUUUUCCCUCCCCAUGCCCAAAUCCGCAGCUUCUCACCAGCCUUAGACCUGCCCCCCACCCCCACCCCCCACCCCCUUUCUGGUACAGACAUGGUACGCUCCCCAGUCUCGACCCUGAGCUGCAGUAGAUAUUGCUAGAACCCACGCCGAGGACUGAGCUGGCGGCUGCAGUGACCUGGGCGGCUUUCCCUGGCCCCAGGGACACCGCUUCCCUCGAGAUUGCACCAUGACCCAGGGAAAGCUUUCAGUAGUUAACAAGGCCUCCGGGACUGAAGGACAGCAACAGGCAAAUGGAGAGAAGAAGGAGACUCCAUCAGCUCCCUUGGCCCCUCCAACCUAUGAGGAAGCUACCUCAGGGGAAGGGCUGAAGGCUGGGGCCUUCCCUCCACCAGCCCCAACUGUGCCCUUCCAUCCCAGCUGGGCAUACGUGGACCCAAAUAGCAGCCCUGGCUAUGGAAGUGGUGGAUACUCUGGAGAUCCUGAGAUCUUCACCACCUUUAGCUGGGAUGAUCCGAACGUGAGAAGAGUAUUUGUCAGGAAGGUCUACUCCAUCCUAAUGAUCCAGCUGCUGCUAACUGUGGGAGUUGUGGCUCUCUUCACUUUCUGUGAACCAGUCAAGAUGUAUGUCCAGAGCAAUCCAGCCUGGUACUGGGCAUCCUAUGCUGUAUUCUUCAUGACUUAUCUAAUCCUGGCCUGCUGCUCUGGACCAAGGAGAUAUUUCCCCUGGAACCUGAUUCUCCUGAGCAUCUUUACCCUGUCUAUGGCCUACCUCACUGGGAUGUUGUCCAGUUACUACAAUACCAAGUCUGUGCUUCUGUGUCUGGGGAUCACUGCUCUGGUCUGCCUCUCUGUGACUCUCUUCAGCUUCCAGACCAAGUUUGACUUCACAUCCUGCCAAGGAAUCCUCUUUGUGCUUCUCAUGGUCAUGUUCUUCAGUGGGAUCCUUCUGGCCAUCAUCCUUCCCUUCCAAUAUGUACCCUGGCUUCAUGGGAUUUAUGCCGUGCUGGGAGCAAUCGUGUUUACAAUGUUCCUGGCAUUUGAUACCCAACUGCUGAUGGGAAAUCGUCGCUAUUCCUUGAGUCCAGAGGAAUAUAUUUUUGGAGCCCUCAAUAUUUACCUGGAUAUCGUCUACAUCUUCUCCUUCUUUCUGCAGCUUUUUGGCACCAACCGGGAGUGAAAAGGCUUCCCCAUUCUCCAACUCCAAGAAAUGCAACCUUUUGUCCCCCUGUAACUUCCCCUGCUUUUACCGAGCCCCUAAGAUAGAGAACUAAACCUCCUCCUAGCCUAGCCCUCUGCCAGCUAUACUCCUUCUACAUCAUCCUUGGAGUUUUUUUCUGUAGCUUGUGUAUAUUCAAGGAAUUCUGGAAGGACUGGAGUCACUCAGUUUCCUGCUUCCCUGCCCCUCAGGACUCUCGUUCCCAUUUCCAAAUGUGAGAUUGUAAAUCCAGUGUAUUUUGUAUCCUGCCCUUUAGUUUAGGGGUGUAACGGGCCAAAGGAAAUAGCAGACAAGAGUUUAGGAACUUAGAUGUCAAUAGAGGGAGCCACGGGUGAGCUGAAUCCUGAACUCCCAUCCACACCUUCCCAGAAACUGUGUGACUUGGGAGAAAGCCACUUUCCUCCCUCCUUUCUGCCCUCAUCCCUACUUUUCCUUUGUUCCCUGGAUCAAACACUGAAGCGUUUUAUGGAAGAGGAAGAGCUGGCAUAGGAGUUACGCAGCCUCCCAAGGUUCACACCCUGAAGAUACGCAGAGACAGCAUGGUAGAGUAUUUGGGGUCACAGGACAGGGGUUUGAUGCUGCUCAGUACACGUAUGGCCUUGGACAAGUCCCUCGGGCUCCCAAAGCCUUCAUUUCCCAUUCGAAAGUCCCUUCUGAUGCUAAAUCUUGUCUAGGAUAUUAUUAGAUUUGGGGGAAGAGAAUGAGGGAUGCUGUUUCCAGAAUGGCCCUUCAUCAUAUAAGUGGGAGCUUCAGUUACACCCACAAUUCCAAUGCCAAUGCAGUGCUUAAAAGAGUCUGAGUGGAGUCGAGCUUCUCGGGGUGGCAGGACAGGGAGUCAUGAGCCCUGCUCCCUGUCCUGUCAAAGGUCUGCUUCGAGGCUUCUGGUAGGGAGCUAGGGAAUAGGGGUACCCAGCUGAGACCUAUAUCAGUAGGAGGUCCCAGCCUCAAGGAGGAACCAGAAAUGCCCAAUCAAAGGGGAUGGUGGAGGGAUGCUGAGCAGUCCUUGGUGUACCCUGUGGGGCAGAGUUGCCUAAAAGGAUUGGGCAUCAUUUCCCUUAGAAAUCCCCAAGUCGUCUUCCUAAGACUCUAGGGACUGGAGAGGGCUUUGGGACUGAUGAGCAGCCCCACGUCGGGAUGGUUCCUGGACCCUAGAAGAGAAGGAAUGCUCCCCUCUGCUGAGGAAUAGAGAAGAGCCUUUUUUGAGAUUUACUGGUUCAGGUGGAAUACAGAAUAGCUUCUUCACUAUGCCCUAUAGAGGAACCCCUCUUCCCCCCCCCCAAUCCAGGGGUGGCCACUCUCUGCCCUCCAUUUCCCCUAAGUGCCUCCCUAGCUUGUUGCCUUGCCAAUCCGUGAACCCAGGUCUUAAAUGCCCAGGCCAGAGCCUAUCUCUACAUACUCCAAAGAGAAGACACUUCUCACUCGUCCCAGCGCCCAUGCUCUCCCCUCUUCAGUCCAGGUCACCCCAGCCUCCCCUGAGGGGUCAAGUGUGCUCCCUCUCCUCUUUAUCGUCCCAUCUCCCCAGUUUGGAAACUGGCCAGCCCAGGGCUAAUUCGGCCCGGCCCCUGAUAAGAACUGGGUCCAUGUCAUGAGGCUGGGGCCCCUCCUCGCCUGGGCGGUCGGCUGGGAUGGCUGGGCAGGAGCAAGUGCGUCAGCUACCUGGCCCCUGGCAGUGUAGCCUGCACAUGGGAGGGGACAUGGGAGUGAGGCCUGGGGGAGUGGGGGAUGGAGAGGAAAGGAGCUGGCUGCUUAUUCAUGCUGCGGUGGCUCCGGUACCCGUGGAAAAGUACUGGGUGAAGUGUUGAAGCCCCUCACGGGGCCAUCAGCCUUCCUUCUUCCCGCCUUCCCUUCCAGCUUCCUUUUUGCAUGCUGACUCUGCAUGGCAUGCCUGGUGCAUGCACAGGGGCUUCCCUGGACUUUGUAGCCUGGCCAAGGUUUUCCAUCUGGGAAGAAAGUGGGAUGCCGUCAAUUCCCCGACUGCCCCUCGGUACUUCCAUCUGACAUGGCCCCAAAGGACCAAAACCUUCAUCAUGACUCAGAUCCUGGGAUGGAGCUAGAAUUAGGGGGAAUUAGCAGAACUGGAACCAGUGUGGGGUGAUGGGGGAUCUCCAAGUGGUUCAAAUUUCAAGGCCCCUCAAAGCACUUACCCUUCAGUGGAGGAGACACAGCAGAGCUCAGCGCCCAAGGAGCAAGAAUGGUUAAGCCAGAAAGCUCCCCGAAGGGGUCUCCUUCCUAGGCACCCCGGCUGAGCUUUCCCCUACUAUCCCAUCCAUAGCAGAGAGACCUUGUGGGCUCCUAGUUUCAUUCCCACCUCCCAAGGAAUUGAAUUUAUUGUAAGAAGCCGACCUGUGGAUGCUUUUAAUCCUGCUUGCUCCGGGUACACGUUUUACAAAAUAGGAUCCAGGUACAAAAAAUGGCUAUUUAGGGCUCUGGGAAUGUAGCCCAGGGAACCUGUGUUCCCUGCUCUGGAACACUGGCCAAGUCCAGGCUCUUUCUUCCCACUGAGAGUUCUCCCAGCCUGAUCUGCCUGAAGGUGGAUUCCAUCCUGGUUGCGGAUGAAUCAUCUCCAUGUUUUGUACCUCUGUUUCCCCAUCAGGUGAAAAGGAGUAGGGUGGUGGGGACAAGGACGAAAUUUGGGGUCUAGAAAUAGUGGAUAAGUCAGAUUGACUUUUUAGCUCCUGCUAGUAUGGAGCAUCCCUUGCUUUCUUGGUCAUCACAUCCCUAUUCUUGACCCCACAAUCUCAUUUUUGGUAACUACCUUCAAUCUCCAAGCCAUGAGCCUCCUUUAACAUCCCCUCCAUCUCCAGUCUGCUUGGGGUCCUCAGCAUUGUGCUUUGAGCCUCCUGACUGGUCCUCCUUACCCCUCUAGUGUCUAAUUUCCUUCUCUUCUGAAAUCUUUGCUGCUUCCCAGACUCAACUUGCCCAAUUAUUAAUCUAGGGGAAAUGGAGCAAAAGAUUUUUCCAGGAUUGAGGAUCUUCUUUGUGUUGGUCGAGCUAAAACCAUUCUACCAUGAGCCAGGUUCCUUUGAGUGUCUAAAAUUUUGAAUGAUCUCAGCCUUUCAAGAAAAGAAACUGAGUCCCAAGGAAGGGUCAAGUUCACAGGAGGAGAGGGAAAGAAAGCAGAAAACCCAUCUCCCAGGUUUCUUCUCCUCCAGAGCUGGUGGGUUCACAGAAAUUGUGAAAGAUAAACCCCAGAAACACCUGGAUGAGCCUUUUAAGGAGGAAAGGUGAGGUUGUAGGAAUGCAGGAUUACAAGAAAUCAAAGCUGGGCAGGUGCCACAGGCUGGAGAGGGAAAAGGGCCAACCCUCCCUCCUUUGUCCCUCACAUUUUUUGUUGGGGGUGAAAAAUAGAGCUAGGGACAGGGCACUUUAUUAAAAGACCAAGGAGUAUCUGGGAACUUGGCCCAGGCAAGAGUCCAGCCCAACCGGGGUGGGGAGUGGGGGGACACUAUUUCCAGAGGGGAAAGGGAGCUCAGAGUCUCUGGUGUCACUCCCACCAAAAUCCUCUGCAUUCAUGACUGUCCAAUCCUGCUGACUAAAGGCUAAAAAUACAGCAGGGCUUGAUUUCUUCAGGACCACGCAGGUCAGACCCUAGGAAUCCUGUUUCCUUGAUUAGUUUCCUCCCCCUUCCCCUCCCCCAUCUCCUCCUACUGGUAGAGACACAUUGUCUCUGCUUCACUCUCCCCAAUGCCCACCUGAAAAAGUCAUCAGCAACGCAGGUUUCUCACUAGUUGGGUUUGGGCACCUUUGUGUGCACUUUGCUGCCCCCCUGUGGCACUGUAGGGUAACAGGGAAAGAUGCUGGCAGAGAAAGGAGUGUUAGGACAGACGUUAAGGACCAGGAUCAGGAAUAAAGGUGAAUUGGCCACAAAUCUUCCCCCAGCUUGAAUCUAUUGGUUUCUCUGUUGCCUGAAUUCUCCCAGUGUCGACCCUGUGACUAACCCUGGUUCCCUUCAUUUGCCUAAACUUCCCUUAGGCUGUUAAAGCCCCUGAGGCAAGAAUAAAAGCAAUUAUGAUCCCAAAAA